AUGGGCGCGGACUCUUUGUCGACGACGCCGUCCGCGUCGCCUUUCACGGACCCUCCAAAUUAUGGAUUCCCUCACCACCGGCUGCACCGUACCCUCCGCAACCCCGACAAGCAGCCCGUCGUCCUCGUCGCGUGCGGGUCUUUCAGCCCAGUCACGUACCUCCAUCUUCGGAUGUUCGAGAUGGCGGUAGAUUACAUCCGCCAGAACACCGACUUCGAAAUAGUCGGCGGGUACCUCAGUCCUGUCAGUGACCAGUACAGGAAGCCCGGUCUGCUCAGUGCAUAUCACCGUGUGCGCAUGUGCAAUCUCGCCGCAGAGCAGACGUCUUCAUGGCUUAUGGUCGAUCCCUGGGAGGCGUUUCAGUCAUAUCAGCGCACAGCCGUCGUGCUCGACCACUUCGAUUACGAAAUUAACACCCGCCUCGGGGGCAUCCUUACACCAUCUGGCGAGCGAAGACACGCACGCAUCAUGUUGCUUGCGGGUUCGGAUCUCAUUGCGACGAUGAGUGAGCCCGGUGUGUGGUCUGAGCCGGAUCUCGACCACAUUCUCGGCAGGUAUGGCGUGCUUAUCAUCGAGCGCGCGGGCUCGGACAUGGAUCAGGCGACCGACAACCUCUCUCGUUGGCGACAUAACAUCCACCUCGUCCACCAGCUCAUCCAGAACGAUGUCUCGUCAACCAAGGUCCGCCUUUUCCUCCGCCGUGGUCUCUCUGUUCGUUACCUCCUCCCGGCGCCUGUUGUCGACUACAUCGAGCAACAUGGGCUGUACGUGGAUGAUGGCCCUACAGCCAGUGCCGCGAGCGGGGCUAUCAUUGCCGAGAAGGAGAAGGAACGUGAGAAGGAAGCCAGUAGUGGAAGUGGAAAGGAGAGGGCAGAGAAGUUCACACCUCCAUGA
Messenger RNA from Fibroporia radiculosa, 894 nucleotides. RefSeq lists its product as uncharacterized. The transcript is spliced from 2 exons. The record is from RefSeq and is a predicted model, not a curated record. Gene Ontology annotation, molecular function: nicotinamide-nucleotide adenylyltransferase activity; nicotinate-nucleotide adenylyltransferase activity. The coding region runs from base 1 to 894 and encodes 297 amino acids. Lineage: Eukaryota; Fungi; Basidiomycota; Agaricomycetes; Polyporales; Fibroporiaceae. Gene Ontology annotation, biological process: NAD+ biosynthetic process.